Molecule: messenger RNA, 3996 nt
Organism: Ciona intestinalis (vase tunicate)
Lineage: Eukaryota; Metazoa; Chordata; Ascidiacea; Phlebobranchia; Cionidae
Source: RefSeq, a predicted model, not a curated record
AAACUAUUGCUUUGAAUGUGUAUUUAGGUUUUGGACAUUUAAGUUAAAAAGACAAAUUAGCUUGCUUUUCGACAGUAGUUUCCUUAAUGGUUACAUAAAAAUAGGUUUUAAAAAACAUCAAAAAUGGACAGUUUAUUACACGUAAAGUAUGAACAGUGAUACAGAAACCCCACAUCAUGUCACGUCAACAAAAGAAACCACAAGUGAAGUUGGAAGAAAAACAACUGGUGUUUCAGUUCGGAAUUACGCAAGCGCAGUUUAACAGAAAUGGAAGCUUUUUGCUCGUUCUUACAAUCAAAAACGCGCACCGACAGGAUUUAAUACCGCAGGUUUUGUUAGAAGUGAACAAUAAUGGUUCUGAGGUCUACGAACACUCAAUAUCCACCGAUACUGUGAAAUGGUCCAUGGAAAGUCAAGCAGUUACUUUCAAUACAAAUAUGUUUAAGUUUACAUUACCCACAGGUUUCUGUAAAAACGACAAGAAUUAUGAUGUCCACUUAUUAAUUGAGGCAUACGCAUUAUCGGGGAAAAGGAAAGAAAGAGUUGGUGAAGCUCUGUUUGCUAUUUAUCCACGAACUGAGAUGCCGCGUGCCAACUUACAUGUUAAAAAAGGUGAAGAUUUUUACCGAUACUCCGGCAUCAUCACUUUGCUCCGUCCUCUUUCUCGCUCCUCUAUAUCUAUGCAUUGUGGACGACUCUCAUACACUGUGGCACUGAAGGAGUUCCUCUAUUCAGAGACAGGUUAUGUGGAUAGUGAGGAGGAAGAAGAUACGAUUGUUGAAGAGCCGAAGACGGAAGAAAUUGCACCACAGCCAAUAUUACCUCAACAAGUUGCCACUAUUCAUGAAAUUACUAAAAUAAAUGGGUUGUCAAAGCAUUUAGAAGCACCAGCAGAGACAAAGCCACGUGAGAUUAUUGAAAAACCUCAAACAAAGAACGUACAGACACAGACUUUGGAAUAUAAACCUGAACCAGGAAAUCUUGUUCCUACAUCUUUAAAAUCUUCAAAAGAAACGACUUUUGUUUUGAGCAAAGACUCGUUGCAUUCUGAAGACUCCUUUCAUAUUAGUAUGUCUCCCACUCCAUCCCCAGAUUACCAUCUACCAUCCAAUAAACAGAAAACUAUGGACACACCUUUGCAAGAAGACAGCAGACGACAGAGCAUGCAUUCAAAGAACACAAGGAAUGGUAGAACAUCCAGAACGACAUUAAAAUCGCCAACCAUGACAAGCCCAUUACCCCCAGGAACUAAAGGGCCUGUAUCACGCCAUGUAGCGAAACCUGGGCAUGAGGAGGUUUACGUUAUCAUGCAUGGAGCCACAAGUUUACCUUCAAGAUCUGAUGGCAUUGAUCCACUUCCAUUUGCAACAUUGAAAAGUUUGUAUGAAGAGAAAGGGGGAAGACCUGCUCAGUGUGCCACGCAUGCUACACUUCAACCAACACAUUCACCAACAUGGGAAGAAGUUAUGACAAUGCAGGUCCCAGAAGACAGAGUAGAAGAGGAAGAACUGAUCGUGACGAUCUCUGACAGUGAAUCUAAGGAGAAGUUGGUGACGUAUCGUCUUCCGAUCAUCAAUCUUGUUCCUUUCCAUCCUUAUCAUUUUGAACUUGUGCAACCCACCAAGUCCAUACCUGCUGGAAUAAGACUUUACAUGACAGUGCAGAGAAAGAUGGGAUAUUUACCACGGCUUGAGGGAUUUGGCUUCUGUGGCUUAGAAGUAACUUUACAAGAUUUUCAACGGGAACUAAAGAAUCCCGCUGGACCACUUUUAGCUGUAGGACGUAUUGUACCGGACUACACAAAAUACAAGGAUAAUAUGUUAUCAAGAAAUCCAUGCAUAGCUGGCAUCACAACUUCCACAAUAACUUUUCCAUCUCCCAACCCAGCUUCGUUCCAAGUGUUGAAGGAACACCAACAAGGAUUUCCACAGCUUACCACGCCAAGCAAAGGCAGCAACAAACCAGAAUGGAAUCAUUCGUUUAUGUUUUGUAGUAACGACACAGCUACCAUGUUCUCACAUAACUCUGCUCUUGUUAUAGAAUUCUAUCCAGCAAGCACAACAAUGUCGUCUGUCACUUGGACUAUCAGAAAUCCCAUCGGGUUUGCUACUCUACUGCUUGAUGAAGAUGUAUUUCAAGCUUUAACAUCUGACGCUGGUAGACUUGGUGUGAGGGUGGAUGAUCUUAUUGUACAAGGAUCUCCAUUCGCAACAUUGGAAGGUCCUUACCCCAGUGUAAGGUUGAUGUUGCGACUUAUUAACAGUGAGAGACCUGACACACUGGCAGUUCCUUCUAAUUCAUCUGUUCUUCCUGUUCUGGAUGCGAUGCCGGGUGCUCAUGUUGGUUAUCGACCUAAUGAUGUGGAAACGGAGUAUCUUGGAUUAGGAAGAUCACAGAACAAAGAUGUGGACUUGCUCGAAGUGAGUGAUCCCACCUCCGGACUUGGAGGUAGGGAUGACACUGCCUUGGGAGGUCCUCCUAUGGAAAGAAAGAAAACUAGAUUGCUUGUAAAAGAUGACGAGUUCCCACCCAAAGAUGUUCUGCAAAAUAUUUUACCCGACUACGUUUUAACCGAAAACGAUCCAGAUCUGUCUACAACGUCACCAAAACAUACAAUGACUCACCCAUCCCAUGCAACUAACCAAAGGAUGGCAAAGAGUUUGGACACGCACACUCAAUCAUUGCUUGACCAUCAAGCUAAGGAGUUAAUGAAAUAUCGUGAAGCAGUUAAACGAAUGUCUAAUGAUAUGAUAUCACUUCGACAAACCAACGCACAACUACAGGAUGACAACGCUGCAUUGCGUAGAGAGCUUAUGUUAACAAAGGAGGUCGGUCACGAUGUCAUGAACGAUAUUAACAAUGGUGUCAUUUCAUCAAAUGAAGUUGCUGAUAAAUUUGUUGCUGUGAGACAUAAGCUGGCAAAGGAAACUGAUGAUUUAAAAAGUUAUAAAGCAAAAGUACAACACUUGCAGAAUCAAAUGAUAAAAGCAAAUGAAAGAGAAAAGCAAUACCUUACCAAGAUGCCUUCACCAAAAGAGUUACAAAACAACACCCAACAACUGCAGGAUAAACAGAGGAAAUUGAAGAAGUUAGAAGCGACUUGUCAGCAGCAGGAAAAAGUGAUUCAGAAAAUGGAAAAACUUCUUAACAAAUACAUCAAGCAGACAAGCACGAAAGGAAACAUGGGAGAUUUUCCAAAUAAUGUUGGAGACGCAAACAACCAGGGAACAGUUGGGAUUUUGAGUCAAGAGAAUGGUAAACUACAAAUAGAAGUUGAUCAACUGAGGAUGCAGUUAGAGCAUCACAACGAAGAGAAAUCAGAUCUUCUUUCUCGUCUUGAGCGAGCAGAAAGUCGUGUGUCUUCCCUGGAAAGCCAGCUUGACCACAACUCACGUACAUGGGCGAAAGAGAGACACGAACUCACAGUAAGACUCCAGGAACACAGGAAUGGCAUACUGAGGACAACAGGUGGAAAUUUAAGCGAUCCAUUGCUGAACUAACUUGAAGCUUAUCAAGUUUUUCCUGCUGAACUAAGCAAUAUUAAGACCACUGUGCAUGGCAACUUACCUAUGGAGUGAAUCACCAACUUUAGCUUUCACGUUCUGCAUAUCAUACAUAGGUUCCAGGAUACAUAUUCUUGCACAGUGAAAAUGACCAAAGCACUUCUGGUGGGCGGGUGUACACCUCUGAAUUCUCACUGUGACUUUAAUGUUUAUUGUAUCACAAAACGCUUUGUUUGUAUACUUAUUUAAUUUAGUUUAUUGUCGAUUAGUGCAAUUUAAAAAUAGCUUCCAAUAUUAAAGUUUUAAUUGUUUCAGAUAAUUUUAUUCAAGGCUUCCAUUUAGAGCACCAAGCUCUUGUAGUGUUUACCUGUAAUUUUAUAAGAAUAACUUUUUAUCAAUAAAGAUGCAGAUAUUAUUGUUACUUAAAACAAUUUCGUACAUGAAAUACAACUAAUAAAAUACAACAAAUAAGAUACAACAUCCUUAAUAUUUU